This is a messenger RNA of Jatropha curcas, 1373 nucleotides long. RefSeq names its product ENTH/ANTH/VHS superfamily protein. Gene Ontology annotation, molecular function: phosphatidylinositol-4,5-bisphosphate binding; SNARE binding; clathrin heavy chain binding. NCBI's taxonomy places the organism in Eukaryota, Viridiplantae, Streptophyta, Magnoliopsida, Malpighiales, Euphorbiaceae. Gene Ontology annotation, cellular component: clathrin-coated vesicle; clathrin-coated pit. The record is from RefSeq and is a predicted model, not a curated record. Gene Ontology annotation, biological process: clathrin coat assembly; clathrin-dependent endocytosis; vesicle budding from membrane.
AUACACAUUCAAAUACAUAAUAAUAUGGGGGUGGUGGACAUUCAUGGCAAGCUGAGGGUAGCUCUUGGCACAGUAAAGGAUCAUGUAUCCAUUGGCAAAGCCAUAAUAUACAAUAACCUUCAUCAAGAAUUAGGUAAAACCUUUUCUGACAUAGAAAUUGCAGUUUUGCGAGCCACAGGUCAUGAUAAUGGCCCUUUUGAUGACAAACACAUGCAUCAAAUCCUUUUCUUGGUCUCAAAUGCUCCGUCCACCGCCGCUUCCAUCGCUUUUCUUGCCGAGCAUAUUUCCCGCCGUCUUUCCAAGACCAGAGAUCCUCUCGUAGCACUCAAGACUCUCUUUCUUAUUCACAGACUCUUACGCGGAGGGAAUCGUUGCUUCGAGCAGCAGCUUCGUCGCGCAAGAAUAUCCGGCCACCUGCAAUUGCAAAUCUCCUUUUCUCAUCACUUACCUUGUUCCUUCCUUCACAAGUAUGCUGCUUAUCUUGAAGAAAGAAUUGGUUGGGCCAUUAACCAAGCUGGAAAGCUUGAACCUGCCAAUUAUUAUGCUAAUAAUAAGUACUGUAUUGAUAUGGUAUUUCGUAAACUACCCAAGUGUCAAGUCUUUAUAGAUAAGGUGUUAGAUUGUUGGGCCAUUUAUGCAGAUGAUAAUACUAACGUUUGGUCGUCUCCAUCUCAAGUAGCAGCCAUGACUAUGAGCAACACCUUGAAGGAGAGUUUUCAAGUUUACAUGACGUACUGUGAAGGGGUAGCUGCUCUUGUUAAUAUGUUCUUUGAUUUGUCGAUGCCGGCCAGAGCCUUGGCUUGCCGGAUUCUCAAGACCGCUGCUCAGCAAACCCAACAGCUUCAUCAGGUUUACGAGAAUUGCAGAAGAGUUUUAGACAGCAAGAAUUUGGAGUAUCCAACGGUGGAGAUCCUCACCAUGGAUCAUGUUAGGGCAUUGGAGAACUACUCAAAUUACCAAUUACCAAUCACCAAGUUCACAGGAAAGGAGGGUGAUGAAAAGGAGGCCACCAUCACCUCAUCUCCGUCGCAACUGGAGACCAAAGUAAGUAAGGUGUGGGUGAUGUUUGAAGAUGAAGAUCAUCUCAUAAACUAUUGAUUAAAGAAAGCUUAAUCAAUUGGAUCAAGAUUUAUCAGCUUCUUGUUUAUCACUAAUAAAUGUUCAAUUGACAAUUUAUUAACGUGACUGUUUCGUUCUUGGAAGUUAAUUAAGAAUUUCAAAUUUGAUUAACUAGUGUAAACAAAAAAAGAUUAGACUUGCUUAGAUGAGAUAUAUGGCUUUGCUCAUAGCCCAAACCAAUGUGUAUUUAUAUUUUUUUUUUCCUUGUAAAAAAUAACCUCGUUUCAAUAAAAAAAUAUCUUUCAUUACUAUAA